CCCUGUGCACAUACUGCACGACUGGUUGAUGUCAAACGCAGAAGAAGAAGACGAAGUGGUAGUGGUAGCAGAAGAAGAAGAAGAAGAAGAAGAAGAAGAAGAAGAAGAAGAAGAAGAAGAAGAAGAAGAAGUGAUAAAAACAACACAAAAACAGUAA
Candidula unifasciata is the source of this 157-nucleotide messenger RNA. The record is from the annotation of a GenBank genome assembly. Lineage: Eukaryota; Metazoa; Mollusca; Gastropoda; Stylommatophora; Geomitridae.